GCUCUCAAUCCUGGUAACCUAAAGCUCUGAGGAGGUUCACAGAUCGGAGCACCAAGAAUUCAGUUCAGGUCCUCAGCAGAUGGGCAUUAGGAUCAUCUACUAGCCAGCAGGAUGGAGACCACGCCCUUAAAUUCCCAGAAGGAGCCGUCAGCAUGUAAGGAUGGAGAAGAUUGUCAGGAAAAUGGAGUUCUAAAGAAAGGGGUCCCUGCCCCUGGGGAUAAGGCAGAGUCCGGCCAGAUCUCCAGUGGGUACUCAGCGGUUCCAAGCCCCAGUGCAGGCGACGACACUCAGCACUCCAUCCCGGCUGCCACCACUGCCCUAGUGGCUGAGGUUCAUCAAGGGGAACGGGAGAUCUGGGGCAAGAAGAUGGAUUUCCUCCUCUCGGUCAUUGGCUACGCCGUGGACCUGGGCAACGUCUGGCGCUUUCCCUACAUAUGUUACCAGAAUGGAGGGGGGGCGUUCCUCCUCCCCUACACCAUCAUGGCCAUUUUCGGGGGGAUCCCGCUCUUCUACAUGGAGCUCGCACUGGGCCAGUACCACCGGAAUGGAUGCAUUUCAAUAUGGAGGAAAGUCUGCCCGAUUUUCAAAGGGAUUGGUUACGCCAUCUGUGUCAUUGCCUUUUACAUCGCCUCCUACUACAACACCAUCAUGGCCUGGGCGCUCUACUACCUCAUCUCCUCCUUCACGGACCAGCUGCCCUGGACCAGCUGCAAGAACUCCUGGAACACUGGCAACUGCACCAACUACUUCUUCGAGGACAACAUCACCUGGACACUCCACUCAAAGUCCCCUGCAGAAGAAUUUUACACGCGCCAUGUCCUGCAGAUCCAUCGAUCUAAGGGGCUCCAGGACCUGGGGGGCAUCAGCUGGCAGCUUGCUCUCUGCAUCAUGCUGAUCUUCACUGUUAUCUACUUUAGCAUCUGGAAAGGUGUCAAGACAUCUGGCAAGGUGGUAUGGGUGACAGCCACCUUCCCUUACAUCAUCCUUUCCAUCCUGCUGGUGAGGGGGGCCACCCUCCCUGGAGCCUGGAGGGGCGUUCUCUUCUAUUUGAAACCCAACUGGCAGAAACUCCUGGAGACAGGGGUGUGGGUGGAUGCUGCUGCUCAGAUCUUCUUCUCUCUCGGUCCUGGCUUUGGGGUCCUACUGGCUUUUGCUAGCUACAACAAAUUCAACAACAACUGUUACCAAGAUGCCCUGGUGACCAGUGUGGUGAACUGCAUGACGAGCUUCGUUUCAGGAUUUGUCAUCUUCACAGUGCUGGGGUAUAUGGCUGAGAUGAGGAACGAAGAUGUGUCUGAGGUGGCCAAAGAUGCGGGCCCUAGCCUCCUCUUCAUCACAUAUGCAGAAGCCAUUGCCAACAUGCCAGCGUCCACCUUCUUUGCCAUCAUCUUCUUCCUGAUGUUAAUCACACUGGGCUUGGACAGCACAUUUGCAGGUUUGGAGGGGGUGAUCACAGCUGUGCUGGAUGAGUUUCCGCACAUCUGGUCCCAGCGCCGGGAGUGGUUUGUGCUCGGUGUGGUCAUUACCUGCUUCUUUGGAUCCCUGAUCACCCUGACUUUUGGAGGGGCCUACGUGGUGAAGCUGCUGGAGGAGUAUGCCACGGGGCCCGCAGUGCUCACUGUUGCACUCAUAGAAGCAGUUGCUGUGUAUUGGUUCUACGGCAUCACUCAGUUCUGCAGUGAUGUGAAGGAAAUGCUUGGCUUCAGCCCUGGAUGGUUUUGGAGGAUCUGCUGGGUAGCCAUCAGCCCUCUCUUUCUCCUGUUCAUCAUUUGCAGCUUUUUGAUGAGCCCGCCACAGCUACGACUUUUCCAAUAUAAUUAUCCUCACUGGAGUAUCGUCCUGGGUUACUGCAUAGGAACCUCAUCUUUCGUCUGCAUCCCCACGUAUAUAACUUAUCGGCUGAUCAUCACUCCAGGGACAUUGAAGGAGCGUAUUAUUAAAAGCAUCACUCCAGAAACACCAACAGAAAUUCCCUGUGGGGACAUCCGCCUGAAUGCUGUAUAAAACGCUUCAAUGAGAGGAAAAUGGCUUCCCAACAACCUCUUCCUCCAGUUGACAAGUCACACCUCACCUUCUCCCCUCUAAGUGAAUGACUUUCCAGCUAAGCCUGACAACGGAAGGGCCUUCUUCAUAGAGACACAGUUCCAAAAGACUAUGGUGCCCAGACUCUUAUGUCCUCCAGCCACUUCUUUCUGUGAAAUCUCCUGGACAUAUUACCAUGUUCGACUCUGUGACACAGCUGCACUGGCCUACUUUGGAUGUGUGAGGGUGAUGAAAACCACGGUAUAAUCAGUUAGGAUUAGGUUUAGAAUCAAGUCUGUGAAAGUCUCCUGUAUCAUUUCUUGCUCCAAUCACUGGUGUCUGACAUCUGUUUGUUUUUGAAGGUUUCACUGUUCAUGAAUACAUAAACCAUGUAGGAGAAAACAGGGAUGCUGUCUUGCUAGCUAUAUAUUUUCUGAGUAGCAUAGAUGUCUAUAGCUGGAAUCUCCUAGAACCCUGUAACCUGUGGAGUCAGGAAGGGAAGAUGUAAGAAACUAAACUGAAAAAUAAUAUGUAUGUGUGAGUGUGUGUGUCUGUGUAUACUGUUGUUUCAGUGUAUCCUUAUCUCUAUUCUAAUACUUUAGGCCCAUUAUAAACUAUAUGAAUUUCCUCUAAUUUUUCUUAUAUUAACAAAUUCCACGUACUCAAAUGUGUAUGUAUGCUAUUAUUUGAAGGUUAUAAUUACUA
Molecule: messenger RNA, 2727 nt
Organism: Ceratotherium simum simum (southern white rhinoceros)
Lineage: Eukaryota; Metazoa; Chordata; Mammalia; Perissodactyla; Rhinocerotidae
Gene: SLC6A4
Product: solute carrier family 6 member 4
Biological process (GO): sodium ion transmembrane transport; amino acid transport; serotonin uptake
Cellular component (GO): plasma membrane; synapse; neuron projection
Molecular function (GO): serotonin binding; serotonin:sodium:chloride symporter activity
Source: RefSeq, a predicted model, not a curated record